UUACAUCCCAAUUCCCAAAGGUGGCUGGCAGUUGUCCGUAAGAUGUUAAGGACCCGAGAAUCACCGAGUAAAAUCUUAGUCCGUGAUAUAUUAUAUAAUAUUAUCAAUUAUGCAUGGAUAGACAUUAUCAAUAGUACACUCAGUGUAUGAAACGGACGGCGGACGCAGUUGACAUCGGAACAGGUUGCCGCACGUCGAAGUUUUUCCCACUACUCAUAUUGCCACCGUUGGUUCUUUGGAUUGGGUGGUGCACCAGCCGAUGUUCCGGGGAAUGGUGAUUGGGGAUACAAAACGUUUUUCUUUCGGACGGCGCUCAACAAUAUUCCCAUUUGUCUUGAUAAUUAAUUAUUUUAUUACAAUUUCUGGUAAUUCUACAUUUUUUUUUGUUUUUUUCUGAACGAAAAAAUUUUGAAAAAAAAAUCACUUAAUCCCGUAGUUGACGUAUGAAUCAGUCUGCAGUUAUCAGAAUCAAAUUGCAAUUGCAAAAUAUGAUAGUAUGAGAAUUGCGGAGAAGUUAUUAUACCGAAUAAAUGUUAUUAACACGGUACACUAGAGUUUUGCGUUUUACAGUUUAAUGACCUUAUUGAUAUCUAUUUUCAAUUUGUUUUUUUUUAUGAUAACUAUGUACUAUUAUUUUUUUUUGUUUUUCUAAUAUUUACCGUGGUGUGAAUCGAGUUUUGAGUACAGAGUAGUCAUUAAUUACUUAUCCCCGCAUUAUUCUUAUCGCUCAAUUUAUCAUUUUAAUAGAGGGUUUUUCUUAAUUUUGUGUUUGUUACACUAACAAUUAAUUGUUAUUUGGUGAUUGGCGUGACAUCGAAGAAGCAUCAAACCACUAAAAACCGAAAAAAGCUGGUUUCUAUCAUUUGUAUUCCUAGGGUUAUGGUAGAUUAAAAAAUUUUGUCAGGUUGUUUUCAAACCAGACAUUUUUUAAAAUAUCAAUGCGGCCCAUAACUGAGGACAAUAUGAACUCGUUAGCACCACAACAAUAUUGUUUACGGUGGAAGUAUCAUCACUCAAAUUUACAGGCAAUGUUUUCUCAACUUUUAGAACGGGAGAGUUAUUGUGAUGUUACAUUGGCUUGUGAGGGAAAAACCCUUAGAGCCCAUAAGGUUAUGCUUUCUGCUUGUAGUACUUACUUUGAUACUAUAUUGUCACAGCAUGAUGAGAAUAAAGCAAUAGUUAUUCUCAAAGAUGUUAAGUUCUCUGAUAUUCAAGCCCUAGUCAGUUUUAUGUACAAAGGAGAAAUUAAUGUUGAAAAUACCGAGCUUUCUUCUUUGUUAAAAACUGCAGAAGAACUUAAGAUAAAAGGCUUGGCUGAAGUAUCGUGGAGAUCAGAUCAAGAACAGCAAAACCAAAGUUUUAAUGUAACUGCUGAUGAGUCAAAUAUUAGCAAGAAGAGAAAAUUAGAUUCAACGCUUGCUACUACUGCUAAUAUAAAAAAAGAAUAUACAGAUAAACCACAAGAAAAUGAUGAUAUGGAUGGAGCAGAUGUUGAAGACGAGUCUGAACCUGACCAGUCCAUUUGGGAACCAGAAAUGCAACAUGUUGUUGAUACUGACAACGUAGAGCUUCCUAAACCAACAACUGGUACAGUAAAUGUAACAACUUUUUCAUCUGAAGAAGAAAGAGCAAGUAGUGUCACCAAUGCUAGCCAAGGAUUCAGUGAACAACCAGCACAUGUUCCAGAUUUAAGCCAAUUUUCUGAUGUAAUGAAAAUGAAUGACUAUCUAGAAUCAGGUGGACGCCGUCCACAAUUUUGGGAAGAACCUUUCACUAAAAGACUUAUGGAAGCAAUAAAAAAUAAAGAACUAGAAAUGAAAGUUGCUGCAGAGUUAAUGGGAGUAUCUUAUGGAACCCUUUACGGUAGAUAUCGAGAUGCUUAUGGUUGCUUAAAACAUCCGUACAGAGUUCGAGAUUUUUGGUUGGAACAAGGUCCAGCCGAUGUAUUGGCUAAAUUGCAAAGAAAAGAAUUAACUCUAUUCCGAGCAGCAGAAAUACUAAAUGUCACUGUAACCACAUUGGCUAACUACUUGUCAACAAUGAGACAAGGAGAUAAUUCAAUUACUGUAUCUACUGCUACUGUAAGUGCUACUGACAAAUCAACAUUUAGAGUAGAUGUUAUGUCUGAAAGUGAUAGAGAAGAAGGUUCUGAUGAAGAGGAUGAGGACAAUGAUGAAAUUGAAAAUAUUAUAACAAGUAGUACCACUCAAUCUCAACAAAAUAAACCAGACAUCACUUUUGUUACAGCACCAGGUUCAAUAUCUAAAGUGAACAAUCUAAACGGUAACUAGCACUAUACCUAAAUAAAUUAUUGGUUAGGAAGUAGAAAUCAUUAAACUUGUUCUAAAUUAUAAUUAUAACAGCGGUUCUAUUGACAACAAUUAUUUUUCUCUAUUUUUGUUUUUGUUUUGUUUUGUUUGUUUUAUUUUUUUAAUUUUAAUUUUAUUAUUUACCUAUUGUUUUUAUUUAUAAAUACUUACAUACACAUAAUUAGUAUAUUUAUUUUCUUAACAUUUGGACCGCUGUUAGAAAAUAUUUACUCUAAAUUAACUGAUAAUAGUAGUGUUGUUACUGAAAAUAUGUUACAAUAUUACUCAAAUUGGUGCUAAUCUAUAAUGCAUUCUUCCAUUUAGCUCUCUAGUGUCAAACUUUUUUAUUCAAAUUAAUUUUUUUUUUUAAAUUUUUAUUAUUUAAUUUUUUUUAUGUUGUUUACCUCUAAACAUGUUUAAGUUUAUGGAUUCAUAAAUUUAUAAUAUUUUUUAUUUUCUUAAAUUUCAAAAGUAAUCAAUUAUUAUCCGGUGGGUGAUUUGACAAUUAUGAUUACUGAAAAGCACUUUAAAUUCAACCCUUACAAUAUUUGGACAUAAUCAUGAAAGAUAUUAUAGUAAAUUCAUAACAUAUUAUCGUUUGUGUAAUUCAAAACAAAUUGAAACUUAAGAGUAAUAUUUUAAGUUUGAACAAAUAGCUAUUUAGAUAGUAGUUAUUCUAAUAACUAAAAUCUUUAUGAAUAUGCAAUUAUAAAUUUGAUAUUAUUGAUAUUAAUAUAAUUAUUAUUAUUAUUAUAUAUUUAUAUAUAUAUAUAUAUAUAUACAACAUAUUGUGAUUUUAUUGGGUGUUUAUUAUAGAACUAAAUUAAAUGUGUUAGUUUUUUAUGUAUUUGUAUCAUUUUUGUUCUGAUAUAAUUCAAGUAUUCAAUAAGAAAUUACAAUAUAUAUAGAUACAUCCUAGAUAAAAUAUUUUCUAACUAUAUUUGUAACAUUAUUAUUAUUUUUUUUUACACUACAAUUAAUAUUGAUCAAACAUGGAAAUACAAUUUAAGAUGUUUCAUUAAGAAACUAGUGAACAUAUAUAAUGUAAUGUGGGCUUUAGUGUUUAUUAUUGUGAAAAUUGAUUAUCUAUUUAAUAAUUAUUUUUUAUUUUAAUUUUAAAAUCAAUACUCCUAAUAAAAUCAGGUAUGUUUAAGAAUACUGAAAUAUAAACUAUACAAAACUAAAUGUAUUGAAUAUUUUAUAUAUUUAUUGGCAAGACACAUUGUUUACGUUUUUGAAUGAUAUGAAAUUCUCGGUUUUGAAGUAUAAUAUUAUAUUUUAAUAAUUUAUAUUAAUGUAUUAAAUUUGUUUGCAAAUUUACAUUUAAGAAAUUGUUGUGUUAUUUUUAUAUACACUGCAAAUUUAACACAUCAUAUUUAUUUGUUUUUUUUACUGUUCUAUGCAUGUAAUAUUAAUUUAUUGUGAAACUAAGCCUUGUUUAGAGCUUUUAAUUUUGCAAGUAUUAAUGCUCAUAAAUUUACAGAUUUGUACAUUAAUAUAUAUAUAUAUAUAUAACUAUUUUUAAAUAGUUAAAUAGAUUGUAUUUAUGCUGACAUAGUUUCAUCAUUUUUAAUUUAUCACUGUUACGACCCAUAAAAAUGUCAGUUUGUUUUAAAAAUCAGUUACAUUUUUUAUAUAAUUAUGAUUGAUAGUGAAAAUCAAAUAUCAAUGCCGAGAAUUUUAUACUUGUACCUUAAUAGAAAAGAACAUAAUAUGAAUGGACAAAAAUACUAUAGGAAUUUUAUUGUGCAAUAUCAAUCAUAGUCCUAAAUAAUAGUUAUUAAGUCUGAUCAAGAACAUAAUAUAUAUUAUAUACAUAUUAGCUAUAAUAUUAAUAUAUGAUUUUUAUAAUUAUAAUAAUUAUUAUUAUUACAAUUAUUACAUUAAAUAUAUUAUGUAUGCAAUUAUAAUUAUUAUCAUAAUAUUAACAGUAUCAGUGUUUAUUAUCGUAAAAAAUAUAUUUAAUAUUAAUUAAAAUAUAUGUAAUUUAAAAAAAAAUAUAUAUCUUUAAUAAAGACUUGAAACCCCAAGACUAGCUGAAUAUGUACUAUCUAGAUAUCUAUAUUUAUAUACUAAUUUAUUUACUUAUUUUAUUGGUACUGUUCCAUGGUACAAUGGUACUAUAAAAUACAUAUUUAAGCAAUUUAAAUAUAUUGUAUAUAUAUAUUUACUUAUUUAUGAUAGACUUUAGGUUUACCUAAACUUGUUAUAAAUAAUCAUACUACAUAAUUUAACAAAGCCUUUUACUUUUUGCACUUUUAUUUUUUAAUUAAUCACAACCAUAUUCGCAAUAUACAAUACAUACAUAAAAAGAUUUUUUUUAUUGUUUUACGCGUUCCUAGAAUUUAAUUAUUAUUAUUUUGUUAAAAUAAACUUAUUAUGGAAUAAUUAACUAUGUGGCUGAAUAUAAUCUUUUGUUAUUACAUUUUAAUACUGAAUAAAUUAUCUAUUUUCAUAAAACUACAAUUUUGAUC
Metopolophium dirhodum (rose-grain aphid) is the source of this 4783-nucleotide messenger RNA. Its product is annotated as zinc finger and BTB domain-containing protein 14-like. The transcript has 8 exons. Gene Ontology annotation, cellular component: nucleus. Lineage: Eukaryota; Metazoa; Arthropoda; Insecta; Hemiptera; Aphididae. Gene Ontology annotation, molecular function: protein binding. The coding region runs from base 939 to 2291 and encodes 450 amino acids. Gene Ontology annotation, biological process: regulation of transcription by RNA polymerase II. The record is from RefSeq and is a predicted model, not a curated record.